Messenger RNA from Alosa alosa (allis shad), 3207 nucleotides. It is a transcript of the gene tpcn3, whose product is annotated as two pore segment channel 3. The coding region runs from base 528 to 2831 and encodes 767 amino acids. The record is from RefSeq and is a predicted model, not a curated record. NCBI's taxonomy places the organism in Eukaryota, Metazoa, Chordata, Actinopteri, Clupeiformes, Clupeidae. The transcript has 19 exons. Gene Ontology annotation, biological process: transmembrane transport; monoatomic ion transport. Gene Ontology annotation, cellular component: membrane. Gene Ontology annotation, molecular function: monoatomic ion channel activity.
CAGUUCCCUGUGGUGUGGCAACUUCAGAGAUAAGCUACAUCAGCAGUUAAUUAGAACUGUUGCGUAGCCUAUUUAAGAAAAUGAACAGUUAUACUUUCAGCAAGCCUUUAUCUGACUCUGCGAUAAUUUUACCUAUAGGCCUGGUGGAAUGCUGACCAUCCGAAUCUUUCUCUCAGUCUUUUCCGCUAUUUCCGUCACAUGACGGAAAUCACAGUAAGCUACAGAGCAAAAAUUCUGCCCUUUCAGCCGCAUGAAUUAUAAUGGAGUAUUUUCCCAAAGCUGCAAAGAAAAGACAGGGCAACGUUUAAUUACUUCAGGCUACUCUAUUAAAUAUCCUCCUGAAAGACGCAACAAUUGAUCGUUGCAAGAGUUGCAGCCGGCUACUUCGGGAACUGCGCUCAUCCUGGAAGAGAAUUUCAUUCCAGCUGUUCGCGUGCUGACUUUGAGGCGUCACCUCGGUAGCUCAUGAGAUAACUUUGAAAAAGUGCUUAAGAGUAGGCUAGAGCUGUUAUUGUGCAGCCUGAAGAAUGUCUACGACCGGGAAGACCGAAAAAGUAGAGUCCGAGGCUGCAGAGGACCAUGGGGCUAACGGUAACUCAGAUGUCGAUUCCAAGACAAAAUAUGACUUUGACCUUGCAGCAGUGUAUGUCUCAGAUGCCCAAUACAAUAGGAACAUCUUCUUUGAUGCCUCUCCGCAAGCAGUCAGGCUCUAUAAGUUUUACAACCACUGGGGCUUGCAAGUCCUUAUCUAUCUCUUCAUAAUUGUGGACCUAGGGCUAGCUGCGUUUGAAGAGCCUGCAUUGAUUCCUGAUAUGCCAAUAUGGGCCUCCUCCAUUGUUGAGCUCAUAUGCCUAAUGGCUUUCACAGCUAGACUCACUCACUAUGCUAAAGUCAUUCCCCGUGAGAAGUUCUGGCUGGACCCGAAGAACAUUUUUAUCAUUGUCAUCAUUUCACUCUCUCUGAUUGAUAUGAUCAUAUAUGUGGGUUUGAAAACUGCUGGACAUUUUGGAGUUCGUUGGUCCAGAGUCCUCAGACCUCUUCUGCUUGUAAACAUUACAGAGGGUCGACAGCUGCGUCGGGCAUUCCGGAGCAUUCGUAAUGCCCUGCCACAGAUCUUUUAUGUCUUCCUCCUGUUCAUGUUCAGUGUGCUAAUGUUCUCCCUCAUGGCCCUGAAACUGUUUGGCAAAAGGGGUCUUGAAACAGUGGAAGGAAUCAAGUAUUUUACCAACUACUUGGAGAUUGUCUUUGAUCUUUAUGUUUUAGUCACCACUGCCAACAGCCCAGAUGUCAUGAUGCCAGCAUACAACUACAGUAGUUUCUUUGCUAUUUUCUUCAUUGUGUAUAUCCUCAUAAACACCUAUAUUUUCAUGUCGGUCUUCCUUGCGGUUGUAUACAACAACUACAAAAAAUACUUAAAGGAGGAAGUACGGCAGCUUGUGAAAGCCAAAAGGAGGAAGAUGUUGCUGGCCUUUUCUGUGCUUCAACAGUUUGGUCUGGGGCAAGAACCAGUGGUGAGCAAGGCCCAUUGGAACCAGCUGGUGUGUUUGGUCCAGCCUGGCAUCAGCAGUGCCCACAGAGAGCUUCUGUGGAGUGUCUUUGAUGACAACAACAAAGGUUACAUAGGAAAGUUGGAGUUCAUCCAGCUUCCAGAUCUGCUGAAUAUCCAGGUUAUUACAAUGAAGACCCGGCCACACCCACUGAAAAGAUGGUUCCCUGCUGCUUAUGACUCCAGCACUAGCCGUUUUGUCCAACGUGUAGUGCAGCACAAGGGGUUUGUCUACAUCUAUGACCUCAUCAUCCUGGUCAACGCAGUGUUCAUUGGCCUAGAUGAAGAGAACCCACUCAUAUCGAAUGCAGAAUGGGUCUUCCUGGCCCUAUACCUGGUGGAGAUCCUGCUGAAGCUGUACAUAUGUGAGCCACGAGCCUUUUUCUCCAGACAUGAGUUUUGGAACUGGUUUGACACAAUCAUUGUUGUAGCUGCUCUGAUCGCCACCAUUUUUAACUGGGCUCUGAGUUCCUCUGGAGGUUAUACCAGCCGGCAGAUCCUGGAUAUUGUGUUCAUCCUGCGUGUUCUCAGGCUUAUACGUGUGGUAGACAGCAUCAAAAGAUUUCGAACAAUUAUAAACACUCUCAUCAAAAUUGGGCCAACGAUUCUCACAUUUGGCCAGCUUAUAUUGGUGGUUUACUACAUAUUUGCCAUGGUUGGUAUGGAGUUGUUCAAGGGCAAAGUACGUUUUUUACCGCCUGACUCCACAGACCCACAGAAGGAGUAUUGUGGAAAUCUCCUUCUGAAAGGGACAGCCUUUGCUAAGAACAAUUACUGCAAGAAUAAUUUCAACAAUGUUGUGUCUUCUUUCAUUCUGCUACUGGAACUCACUGUAGUCAACCAGUGGCAUGUAUUGGCAAGUGGAUUCACAGCUGUUACCCAUGUUGCAGCACGAAUCUAUUUUGUGGUUUUCCACAUUGUGGUUGUUAUCAUCAUCAUCAACAUUUUUGUGGCUUUUAUUCUCGAAGCCUUUUUUGUUGAGUACACCGUGGACAAAAGUGUCUUACAGACGUCUUUAGAGGAGAAAAUUGAAGAACUGGAGCUAAAUGUUUCCUCGGAAGCAGAUGGUAACUUGGGGGACGCCAUGGAAACAAUUGAUAAUGACUUGGGAUCCUCUCAGACACCAAAGGAAAGACCUUCACUCAUGUUCAGAAUUGCUUCAAAAAGAUAUAAAACAGUGGAUGGCCUGUUGCAGAGGAUGUUUGAAGCAGACCUUACUCUGGACGACAUUGAUGAACAGGAUGAAAAUCCAACCUUUGCAAAUCCAGUCUUUGGCUCUGUAUAACUAGUACUGAAAGGGAAUGAACAAAUAUGUCAGUUAAGCAUUUAUUUUUCCAAAAAUACAUUGUAAAUGCAUAUUUUUGCAACAUAUAUUUUUGAAAGAGACUAAAUUUCUUGAAUGUACAGCAUGUAAACCAAAUGUCAACCACUAUAUACUAACAUAUGUCAACUGUUUGUAUUAAUGAUUUUUGUAUUGGUUGUCAGCAGACAACUUUAUAAAGCACAAUGCCAAAACUUUCCAUGUUAUAUUUUGAAUAAUGAUAAACAGUCAACAGUAAACAGUGAUAAAUAAUGGGCUUGAAUGGGCUGCACCAGUAGUAGUCUUUGAAUGUUGUUUCAUUUUCCUUAACUCAAGUGCCAUGUGUUUUUAAAUGAACAAU